AUAUGUUAUCUGUAUCUACAUACAUAUACCGCGUGUUGGGAUGGACAGGAACUCAUCUUUUACUCGCCGAGUUCGAAAAUAAGUCUAGUCUCAGACAUUGCGUCGCCUUAUUUUGAGUGGACUUGACGUUUCUUUUACGAGAUGUUUAUUUUUUAUUUAAUAUUCGAAUGAUUCUGGUUAGGCGUCGAAAUGAAGAGCUCUGUUGAUUUAUUUGUGAGAAGGUGUUAAGUUUUCAUUUAACAUGAGUGUCGGUGUGGUAUUGUGGGGUAUUAUUUGUUUAGUGAUUGAAAAAUGUACAGCAGAUAUUGGUGAAACACCGACGUUGGGUACACAAGGAAAUAGAUGUUACGAUAAUUUUAGAAGACCGCAGAGAUGCAUUCCUGGCUUCGAGAAUGCAGCCUUUAAUACAGUUAUCGAAUCCACGAAUACUUGCGGACAACGAGGUCCUUCUGAAUAUUGUGAACAAACCGGCGUAAAUAGCUUGAGGAAAUCCUGCGAGCUCUGCUAUCCGAAUCAACAUCUUCCUGAAUAUAUGACCGAUUUUCAUAACGAAGAACAUCCAACUUGGUGGCAAUCUGAAACUAUGUUCGAAGGGAUACAAUAUCCGAAUCAAGUCAAUUUAACUUUAAAGUUCGGAAAAUCCGUCGAUAUAACUUAUAUAAGAAUAUGGUUUUGGUCACCAAGACCAGAAAGUUUUUUUAUUUCGAAAAAAACAACCGAAGAUAGUGAGUGGAUACCUUAUCAGUUCUAUAGUGCUACAUGUAGAGAUACUUACGGUCUACCUGAUUCCAUUCAACGAAAACGAGGGGACGAAACCCGAGCUUCUUGUACAUCCGAAUAUUCGGAUAUAUCACCUUUACGUGGGGGGAUAGUUCCGUUUGGAACGCUGGAAGGUCGUCCAUCUGCAUUGAAUUUCGACGAUAGUCCUGAUCUACAAGAAUGGGUAACAGCAACCGAAAUAAUGAUAACAUUGGAUCGUCUUAAUGUAUUCGGCGAUCAAGUAUUUGGGGAUGAAAAAGUUUUAAAAUCGUAUUUUUACGCAAUUUCUGACGUCGCUGUAGGCGCUAGAUGUAAAUGUAACGGACAUGCUUCAGAAUGUGUAACAAUUCGUGGAUCAGACGGCUAUCAAAUCAGAACGUGCAAAUGUGAGCAUAACACAGCCGGGAGGGAUUGUGACGAAUGUUUGCCUUUUUAUAACGAUGUACCGUGGCAACGAGCAACUUUCAAAAACGCGCAUGAAUGUAAAGAAUGCAAUUGUAACGGAUAUUCCAAUAGAUGUUACUUCGACCAAAAGCUGUACGAAAAGACGGGACAUGGUGGUCACUGUCUGGACUGUACAGCUAAUAGAGACGGAGUCAACUGUGAAAGAUGCAGAGACAAUUUCUAUAUGAGACAAGAUGGAUAUUGUAUACCGUGCGAUUGUAACAGAAUUGGAUCAAGAAAUUUGCAGUGUAACGAUGAAGGAAUAUGUUCUUGUAUGCCUGGCGUAACUGGAGAAAAAUGCGAUAGAUGCGAAAUCAAUUUCUAUGAUUUCUCUGCUUACGGUUGUAAAAAUUGUUCAUGUUCACAAGUGGGGUCUACUGAUAACCAACCAAGAUGUAAUCCUUAUUCCGGAACAUGUUAUUGUAAAGAGAAUGUAGAGGGGAAAAGGUGUCGUGAGUGCAAACCUGGUUUCUUCGAUCUUCAAUUGGAAAAUCCAUUCGGAUGUACACCAUGCUUUUGUUACGGACAUUCUUCCAGUUGUAAAUCAACUCCUGGAUACUCAAAGUAUACUAUUGAAUCAACUUUUGCGAGAAGCGAUGAAAAAUGGACAGCUGAAGAUAUUAAUGGAAGAUCUUCUCCAUUGAAAUACGAUUCGUUCACUCAAAGCAUAGGUGUGAGGUGCUUAGAGGACGAAAUUAUAUAUUUUGCGGCUCCGUAUAGAUUUUUAGGUGAUCAGAGAUCAUCGUACAAUCAACUUUUAGAAUUUAUACUGAAAAUUGGUAACAACAGACCAACUCCAUCGGCAACCGAUGUUAUUAUCGAAGGAAAUGGUUUGUCUAUAUCUAAUACAAUCUUUUCACAACAAAAUAAGUUGCCUUCGAUACAAGCUCAAAAAUUUAGUUUUCGCCUUAAUGAGCAUCCUAAUUACGGAUGGCAACCAAGGGUAUCUUCCUUUGUCUUUAUCUCCAUUAUAACAAACAUAACUGCUAUUAAAAUUAAAGGAACGUAUGGUUUCGGUGGUGUUGGAUACAUGGAAAAAUUUAGAUUAGAAUCUGCUCUAAGAGGAGGCGCUGGUGAACCUGCUCAUUGGAUAGAAACAUGCGAUUGCCCAACAGGUUACACUGGGCAGUUUUGUGAAUCGUGUGCUCCAGGAUAUAGACAUUCGCCAGCGAGAAACGACCCUUUCUUACCUUGUGUACCGUGUGACUGCAACAAUCACGCCAGCCUCUGUGAUUCAGAAACAGGUAAAUGCAUUUGUCAACACAACACAACGGGAGAAAACUGCCAAUACUGCAACAGAGGAUAUUAUGGGAACGCCCUAAAAGGUACCCCCAACGAUUGUCAACCUUGUGGUUGUCCUAACAACGGUCCUUGUAUCCAGAUCGACGACAAACACAUCAUGUGUACGGAGUGUCCCACAGGAUAUACUGGACAUAGAUGUGAAUUUUGCUCGGACGGUUAUUUUGGAGAUCCUUCGGGACAAUUUGGACCAAUCGCUCCUUGUAAAAUAUGCGACUGUAACAGAAAUAUUGACCCGAACGCUAUCGGAAAUUGUAAUACGACUACUGGGGAAUGUCUCAAAUGUAUUUAUAAUACAGGAGGUGCCAAGUGUGACGUUUGUUUAUCGGGUUUUUAUGGGAACGCGCUGGUACAACCAAAAGGAGAUUGUAAGCGAUGCGAAUGCGAUCUUCCUGGAACUGAAACGGACUUAAGAGGCGCCGCUAUAUGUGACCAAACCACUGGUACUUGUCAGUGUAAGAACCACGUAAUUGGCAGAAAUUGCGACAAGUGUGAAGACGGGUAUUUCAAUUUGCUCAGUGGACACGGUUGUCAAAAUUGUAAUUGCGACACUAUAGGAUCGAUAAAUCAAACUUGUGACGGUACUACGGGGAAAUGUUAUUGUAGAGCUGGUAUUACAGGUUUGAGAUGCGAUCGAUGCGAAAAUAAACACUACGGAUUCUCAAUUGAAGGAUGUAAAGCGUGUGAUUGUGACCCUUUGGGCUCCGUUGAUCUUCAGUGUGAUAAUUUUGGUCAAUGUUUAUGCUUAGAUAACGUCGAGGGCAAAAAAUGUGAUAGAUGUAAAGAAAAUAAAUACGAUAGGCGAAGAGGAUGCAUCGAAUGUCCCGAAUGCUACAAAUUAGUUCAACGCUCCUUGAAAAAUCACACCGACAAGUUAGAUAUGUUGAAUCAAGUAUUAUACGAUAUUGAAACAAAACCAACCGUUGUAUCUGACGAUGAAUUUCCACAAAAAUUAAUGGAAAAACAAAAAGAAGUCGCUGAAUUAUACGAAAACUCCAGUAAUAUGCUUUCCGAGGAAGGAUUAUUUGUUAAAGUAGAUAAAAUACGGAGCGGUACGACAAAUAUUUGGAGAACUCUAUCAGAAAUCGACGAAAACCUCUACAAUAUAGAAAACACAAAUUUUUUGACUAAAAACAAUUUGAAUCAUAUUGACGAACUAGUCGAAGAAUUUAAAGAAAAAAUUGAUGAAGUAGAAGAAGACCUGUUAGUGAAAGGAACGCGCUCACUAAAAGAAGCUCAAGAAAGAGCUAUUAUUGCCGGAGAACAUUCGGAGAAGAUGACAGCGAUUUCGCAAGACGCGAGAGAUCUGGCGAAUAAUCUUCAACUACAAGCUCUAAAUAUCGAAGAAACAGCCUUAAAAUCAAAGUUACGAUCUAUAGAAGCUUAUAAAACAGCUAAAAAUUCCUUAGCAACGCAAGGACAAAUUACAGAUUUAUUAAGAUAUUUAAGAAACGAACUUCAGAAAACAGAACAACAAUUAUAUGCUUCGAAAGAAUGGACUAAAGAAGUUAGUGAUAAAGCGCAAACUGUUAAAAAGAAUGCCUUGCUUUUAUUUAACGAAAUUGAAAAUCUCAUUAUACCGAAAAUAGAUAUCGAUGAGUUUGUAGAAAAAUCUCGUGAAUUAAAACAAAAAGCUCUUGAUUUCAAAUCGAGAUAUAACAAUAUUUUAAAAGAAAGCGAGGACGUAAAAAAUAGAAUCGCACAACAAAUAAUUGCCAGUAAAGAGCUACUUGCAGUAGCUUUGAAACAACAAGAAGAAAUAGAUGAUUUAAAAAAUGAUUUAAUUUUAUAUGAAAGUCAAGAAAAGUUCAUCAUUAAUCUUUGGAACGAAAUAUGGAGUAAUGCAAACAGCAACUACAAAUUACUAAAAGAGUUUGAUUCUCAAACAAGAAAAAGCAAGGAAGAAGCUGAUUCAGCUUUAGAAACCGUUAAUAAAAUAGAGAUUACUGUGAAGGCAACUCUGUUACAAAUUCAAAAUUAUCAAGACAACGUUCAACAAGCUAUUAAAAAUGCAAAUUUGGCAUCACAAAAAGCACAACAAGCUAAUCAACUGGCAAAUAAUGCAUCAAUUAUUGCCGAAGGUGUUAAAAGGGAAUCAGAAUUAUUGUUUAAAAAUUCUACGUUAUUAUCUGAAGAAGCUGCUCUGAUGUUUGAUAGAGUGCAGAAUACUGAAGGCGAAUUGAAGAAUUUGAUAGAAAAAACUAGAAGUAAUACUAGUUUGAUUAAUGAAGCGAAAGAAAAAGUUGGUCGCGCUGGAAAAGACACUCAAGAAGUAUCUGACAAAGUUAAAAAUCUACUAACUGAUAUCGAGAGUAUAAUGUCCGAACUACAGAACUCACCAGGAAUUGACGAUAACGACGUCGAUAGACUAGAAGAACAAAUUAGAAUAACUGAAGAAAAAAUAAGAGCAGCAAACUUAGAUGAAACGUUAGAACAACUUAAAGAAGAACGAAAAGCGAAGGACGAAUUGAUUGAAAAUUACAAAAAAAAAAUAUCAAUGUUAGAAUACGAAGUAGAAAAUAUCGAGAGAGUUGUCGAAGCCCUUCCGACUGGAUGUUAUAGACGAGUAGAAUUGGAGCCAUAGAAAAUGAUAUUUUCCAAAAUAAUAUUGUUACGUUUUAUAUUAAAACUUUUAUAAGAAUUUUUAAUAAACCUAUUUAUAAUAUAAAAA
Diorhabda carinulata is the source of this 5173-nucleotide messenger RNA. Its product is annotated as laminin subunit gamma-1-like. Bases 242 to 5086 code for a protein of 1614 amino acids. The transcript is spliced from 13 exons. NCBI's taxonomy places the organism in Eukaryota, Metazoa, Arthropoda, Insecta, Coleoptera, Chrysomelidae. The record is from RefSeq and is a predicted model, not a curated record.